AUGUCCGUGGCGCUCUUCAUUGUGCUGGCGGUGUUCAUCCUGGGCGGUGGGCUGGCCGUGGUGGUGACCCGCAACGUGGUACAGGCCGCGCUGGCGCUGCUGGUAUCGCUGGUUGCGGUGGCCGGUAUUUACCUGGUCCUGUACGCCGAAUUUCUCGCCCUGGUGCAGGUUCUGAUCUACGGCGGCGCCAUUGUAAUAGUCCUAAUAUUUGCGAUCAUGCUGACCCGUAAUGCCGAGUACCCGCGUACUUCCGACAACCGCCAGUGGCCGCUUGCCGCGCUUGCCGCGCUGGGUCUGCUGGGCGUUCUGGUGCCGUCCUUCCUCAUCAACGCUGUUCGGGGUACCGAGCCUAGCAACGCGUCAUUCACGGGCAUCGGCGAGUCGUUGUUCACCACGUGGGCUGUGCCCUUUGAGGUGGCCUCGCUGGUGCUGCUCGUGGCCCUGAUCGGUGCCAUCAUCAUCGCCCGCUCCGGGCCGGGAGAGAACUAG
Molecule: messenger RNA, 489 nt
Organism: Geodia barretti
Lineage: Eukaryota; Metazoa; Porifera; Demospongiae; Tetractinellida; Geodiidae
Source: the annotation of a GenBank genome assembly